UUCCAAUUUUUUUUUUUUUUUUUAGAUUCCAUCGGAAAAGGGCAACAGUCUGCCAUGUUAAAUCGUUUAUUAGGGAAGGGCAGCUAUGAAUCUUUUGAUAUGAGAUGCAUGGUAACUGGCCAAUUUUCUGUUGGGAAGUCGACUCUUGUUAAGCUGUUAGCUGGAGAAAUUAUACCUGAUGGUCGACACCCGACAGAUGGGAUUUCUCUGGUAGAAGGUCGCUGUGGCCUAGAUAUUCUUACAAAAGAGUGGAUUCUUGUUGAUCCAGACUCUUUUAAUGCCCUGGAUGUUGUGUACAGUAAGGUUUUAAUGACCUCUUUGGAAGAAGAGGAUGAGAGUGAACUAACCAAAAAGUUCAUCAAAGCUUCAGAUACAAGCCCAACUGGUUAUGCCAAAGCUACACUUUCCUCUUUGCCCUCAGAACAGUCUGCAGCAGCACAAUCUCUAAACGUGCCCCACACGGUAAAACAGACGGAAAAGAAAAUGAGAACAAGAAUGACAAAAGAAGAAAUAAGAAAGAAAAUGGAAAAGUUCCUCAAAAGUGGAAAGUAUAAGAUGAAAGUUGGACGUCUUAUCUUCUGGGAUUUUGGUGGACAAUAUGUUUAUUUAACAACACAUCAGACCUUCAUGACGUUCCGGGCAUUGUUUCUUGUAGUAUUUGAUGGGAGCAAAGAUUUGCAUGAACAGGUCCCUGAUGUGAUGUGUUUUCCAGGGCAGCACAUGACGCCAACGCCAGCAGUAUUCUUGCAAUAUUGGGUCAAUUCCAUCCUGACCUAUUGUAAGGUUGUAUAUGCAGGCAUUCCAAAAAUCUUGUUUGUUGCCACUCACAAGGACAAAGUACCAAUGGAGAAUAUUGAGACCAGACGUGAAGAGCUUUACAGAGGAAUUGAGGAGUUGUUUAAAGACCACGAGGGAAAACAUCAUCUGGUCCUUAGACCUCUAAUAUUUGUCAAUGCCAAAGAUCAAGCCGACCCAGAAAUAGAAGUUCUGAAGAAAACAAUAACAGAACUUACAUUCGACCACCCAUGCUGGGGUGAAAGAAUGCCCAAUGCUUGUGUUCCACUAGAGCUAGAGAUCGCUGAACUAGUGGCAGAAGGAAAACAAAUAAUGUCAUUGGCUGAAGUUAAAGAAUUAAAUGCUAUCAGCGAGGUGUCUGUCCUGUCCCCUGGGCAGUUGACUGAUUUCCUACAUUUUCAUCAUUCCCUGGGGAAGAUUGUUUAUUUCGAUACCCCCCAGCUGAGAGAUAAUGUAAUCAUCAACCCUCUUCUUAUGGUGGAAGUUAUGAGAUCUUUUAUCACAGAUGUUGCAUUUUGGCCCAAAGAAAAUAAAACAAGGAAAACCUUCAAAAAAAUGUCUGAAACUGGAAUGAUACAAAAAGCAGACCUCUACCAGAUUUGGGAACAAGAAGAAUUCCGUCAGAUUUUACCAUUUAAAGAGUACAUAUUUGAUAUGCUGAUACAUCUAGAUAUUGUAUCCGAACAACGGAGAUAUGAUACAAAAACAGGGAGUCGUCUACCAAUAGAAAACUUCUUUGUACCCUGUAUGCUUACACAAAGAAAUAAUACAGAUUACUUGACAAAAGAAUGUACACCAGAGAGGACUGUUAGUUUGGCCUUUGUUUUCAAAGGAACCAUCAUACCUCCAGCCUUACCAGACCGUCUAAUAUGUGCAUGUCUGAGUAUGUGGACAAUAAAAGAAUACCAAGGACAGAAACUUAUGUUUUCUGGUAUUGUUGGGUUAUCAUUUGAUAAAGAGCAUGAUAUUGUUGUCUGUGUAGAAGGACAUAAGAUCUUACUGUACCUAGUCCACAAGCGCUCCAAGGGCCUGAUAAUACCUGAUAUAGCCACCAGUGUCCGGGAUUGUUUGUUUGUUACUUUAGAAAGAAUCUCCGAAUUUUAUCAGUCCUCCAUUGAUUGUAAAGCCAGCAGCAAGUUACCUUUCCUCACCGAGUACUCCUGCUCGACAUUAAACUGUUUCACUUCAGAAAACAAGUUGGUCUCCGAGACUGAGGAAUGUCUUUGUAAACACGGAGAAAACAUUAAAAAUAACUGGCGUAUUUGGAAUAAGAAAAAGGAACACAAGCAGUGUGAUGCUAAUUGUCCAGGUAAAUGUAUCAUUAAUCUCUCUGCACUUCCAUAUUAUUGA
This is a messenger RNA of Mytilus trossulus (common blue mussel), 2145 nucleotides long. RefSeq lists its product as uncharacterized. The record is from RefSeq and is a predicted model, not a curated record. NCBI's taxonomy places the organism in Eukaryota, Metazoa, Mollusca, Bivalvia, Mytilida, Mytilidae. The transcript is spliced from 6 exons. Bases 55 to 2145 code for a protein of 696 amino acids.